AUGCCCAGUGUCACACCUGGAGAUUUUGGUCACUCCUCUGAGCUGGCGUUCGUUGUGGAGCCCAGCGAUGACAUAGCGGUGCAGGAGCAGCCCUUGAUCCUCUACUGCCAGGUGGAAGGCAUCCAGCCCAUCACCAUCACGUGGCGGAAGAACGGCGCCAUGAUCGUGGACAGCGAGAACGCCUUCAUGUUGGCCAACGGCUCGCUGUACGUCUCCCGCUUCCAGAGGGUCCGGGGAGACGGCUCCUCUGAUGAGGGCGAGUACGACUGCAUGGCACAAAACCAUUAUGGGCUGGUGGUGAGCCGGAAGGCGAAGAUCCAGGCAGCGACCAUGUCUGACUUCCACAUCCACCCUCAGAAUGCAGUGGUGGAGGAAGGGGGUGUUGCAAGGUUCCAGUGCCAGAUUCAUGGUCGCUUUUCCUCCUGCUGCAGGUACACACUGCUUCCCAAGGGGGUCCUCCAGAUUACAGGACUAAGAGCAGAAGACAGUGGGAUUUUUCACUGUGUUGCCACCAAUAUUGCUAAUGUGAAGUUCAGCCGGGAGGCCAGGCUCACUGUGUCAGGCUCCCACUCCACCGUUUACAAGGACCCCAUGAUUCUCGUUGGACCGGAGAACCUCACACUGACGGUGCAUCAGACUGCAGUGCUGGAGUGCAUCGCGACAGGCAACCCCCGGCCACUCGUCUCCUGGAGCCGCCUAGACGGCCGCCCAAUUGGUGUGGAGGGAAUCCAGGUUCUGGGGACAGGAAAUCUCAUGAUCUCAGACCUCAGUGUGCAGCAUUCCGGCAUCUACGUGUGUGCUGCGAACAAACCUGGCACUCGGGUGCGAAGGACUGCUCAGGGCAGGCUCGUUGUACAAGCACCUGCAGAGUUCGUGCAGCAUCCCCAGUCCAUCUCCAGGCCCGUGGGGACCACGGCCAUCUUCACGUGCGUGGCCCAAGGGGAGCCCCCCCCGCAGAUCACUUGGCUGAGGAAUGGGCAGAUCCUGGAGACGAGCGACCACAUCAAGCUGAAGAAUAACAACAGCACUCUGUCCAUCUAUGGGAUCAACCAGGCGGAUGAAGCCAUCUACCAAUGCAUCGCCGAGAACAGCGCCGGCUCCACGCAGGCCAGCGCCCGCCUGACGGUCCUGUGGGCAGAAGGGCUGCCUGGACCCCCGCAGAGCGUGAGGGCCGAGACGGUCUCUGCCACUACCAUCCAGGUGUCCUGGGAGGAGCCUCUGCAGAACACCAAGGAGAUCAUCGGCUACGUGCUGCACAUCCGGAAAGCUGCAGAUCCCGUGGAGAUGGAGUACCAGGAGGCUGUUAGCAAGAGCACCUUCCAACAGCUAGUGACUGAUUUAGAACCCUCGACCAGCUAUAGCUUCUAUAUAAAGGCUUACACCUCCCGGGGUGCCAGCAAAGCCUCAGAAGUCACAGUGGUGAGCACGCUGGGAGAAGUCCCAGCCAUGCCAUCCCUCUUUAUUAAAGUCAUUAACAGCACGGCCGUGCAGGCAACGUGGGAGCCCUCCAUCAAACUGGGCCAGCACGAAGGCUUCAAGCUCUACUACCGCAAAGUCCACCUCUCCCAGUACACAGGCCCGGUGCUGCUGGCCAGCAACGUCACGGCGUACAACAUUACCCACCUGGAUGCAUCAAUGGUGUAUGAGGUCAAACUCCUUGCCUAUAACCAGCAUGGGGAUGGAAACUCGACUGUCCGCUUUGUGUCCUUGAGGGAAACUGUGGAGAGGACAGUGCUGAACCCCCCGUGCGACUGCAUGAAGGAUGAACAGAACAACAAAACCUCUGCGACUGGUAUCAUCAUUGGGAUCCACAUCGGCGUCACGUGCAUCAUAUUCUGCGUCCUUUUCCUCAUGUUUGGGUACAGAGGAAGGCUGCUGAUGUGUAAAAACGUGCAGGAGCAGCUGUCGACUCCGCAGAUCCCGAGGAGCCAGAGGAGCGCUGCGGGGAUCAUCCUGAACGGGGCCGCCCGCAGGGACAGGGACGAGCGGGACCUGAACGGAAAGCAGCUGGACAUGAACGAGCUGGAGAGGUUGUUCCCAGCGUCACCAUGUCCAGAGCAGCAGGACAAGGGAAUAACGCCUGCUCACAGCCUGCCUGCCACCCACGACGACACCCAGAUAUCCACGUUGCCAAUGGACGAGUUCAGCAUUGUUGAGGAGCAGCCAGACUCUCCCCCAAAAAGCCCUCACAAUGGCAGCCCCGCUGCUUCGGCUCCCCACCACGGCCCUGCCAAUGAAGGAUAAACUGCCAAGACUCAAACCCUCUUGUAGGAGUUACCAGAAACCAAAACCGCAGCUGGUGAUGUCUUUACAAUGAUUCAUCAAUCUCAGGUCAAUUGAAGAUUUCUACAGUCUGAUUGUUAUUUUUUUGUUUUGCUU
This is a messenger RNA of Meleagris gallopavo (turkey), 2379 nucleotides long. NCBI's taxonomy places the organism in Eukaryota, Metazoa, Chordata, Aves, Galliformes, Phasianidae. The record is from RefSeq and is a predicted model, not a curated record.